Caretta caretta (loggerhead turtle) is the source of this 8341-nucleotide messenger RNA. NCBI's taxonomy places the organism in Eukaryota, Metazoa, Chordata, Testudines, Cheloniidae. The record is from RefSeq and is a predicted model, not a curated record.
AGGCCGCGGGGCGGGCUGUCGGGCGCCGGCGGGGAGAUUGAGCUGGGUGGGAGGCCAUGGCGCCUCUCUAGGGGCGGUUGGUAACUCGAGCCUGCCCGCUCCCGCGGCUGCAGGUGUAAAGAAAGUUUAAAAACAGAGAGGCUAGGAUGACAGAAAGCAAGGCACAACAUAAACUGGUGUUAACCAGACUGGAAGCAAAAGAGAAUGGUUGAAUUAAAACGACUCGAUAAGAAAGCCCAGGAUGCUGCCCACAGGAGAGCUUUGGAGGAAUGCGGGAUUUGAUGAUACAGGAGCAAUUCCUGAAUAUGUCCAAAGAUGAUAUAAAACAGUGUUUAUGGGAUAAGAAAAUGGACUCAAGAGGAAGUCUUGCUUCUUAUGCUGAUCAAUAUGAGCAGUCCCAGACCGCCAGAGAGGCGGGGCAAACCGGAACAAAACGAGAGGAGAGAAGAACAACCCUGGUCGCAGUUGGAGCAGAUACAAGAAGGGACAACCUCAGACCACACCCUACUACCAGGGGCAGCCCAAGGCCCCAACUACACCCCAAGGAGCACUCCAGAUACCUUAUCGUUCCGCCACACCGUUCUCCAGCAACCCACCUUGCCCCAGUGACCCAUCAGCUGGACGAUGUUUUAAAUGUAACAAGCCAGGGCAUGUAAAGGCCAACUGCCCCAAGAACCGCAACAAAUUACAGUUCGUUGCACCGGAAUCACACCAGAGGUUCUCAGGCCUCGAUACUUCCCAGAUACCAUCAGAGCGGAGGGAAACUGUGAGUGUGGGCGGGAAGAAGGUCACAGCGUGGAGGGACAAUGGAGCACAAGUGUCGGCUUUCCAUACUUCCUUAGUGGACCCCAAUUUAAUCGACCCAGAGGUCCAAGUGACGAUUCAACCCUUCAAGUCAAACUCUUUGGACUUGCCUACAGCCAAGUUGCCGGUCCAGUACAAGGGCUGGUCAGGAACAUGGACUUUUGCAGUCUAUGAUGAUUAUCCCAACCCCAUGCUGUUGGGGGAAGACUUGGCCAAUCAUGUGAAGCUAGCCAAGAGGGUGGGAAUGGUCACCUGCAGCCAGGCUAAGCAAGCUGUCACACCUAGCUGGAGUCCGGAAACUUCUACCAGGAACUAGUCAGGGAUGGUGGAACCGGACCCCAUGCCCACGUCUGCAACAGCAGUAGUGGAUCCAGUCCCAGAGACCCAGACAGAGCCAGAACCGGAACCGGCAGAACAACCCGCACCAGAACCAUUGGCAGCACUGAAUCCAGUACUUGCAACCCCAACACCAGAAGGCCCCACCGAACCUGCACCGGCGGCAGCAGCAGAUAACCCUACACAAGAGGCUCAGCCAGAGCCUGAACCCCAACAUAGUGCACCAGCGGAGAGCGGUUCACAGUCAACGGAAACAGCCCCAUCACCUGCAUCGCUUCCCGAGGGACCAAGCCCAGGCCCACAAUCCAAUGAGGAACUGAUGUCUCCAGCAUCAAGGGAACGGUUCCAGACUGAACAGGAAGCAGAUGAAAGCCUGCAGAGAGCUUGGACAGCGGCACGGCGCAACCCACCGCCUCUCAGCUCUUCUAAUUGAUCCAGGUUUGUUGUAGAAAGAAGACUUUUAUACAAGAAAACUCUUUCUGGUGGACACCAGGAAAACUGGCAUCCUCAGAGACAGUUGGUAGUUCCAACUAAGUAGUGCAGAAAGCUAUUAAGCUUAGCCCAUGAUCAUCCUAGUGGCCAUGCUGGGGUGAACAGAACCAAAGACCAUUUGGGAAAGUCGUUCCACUGGGAGGGAAUGGGCAAAGAUGUUUCUACCUAUGUGAGGUGUGCCAAAGAGUGGGAAAAUCCCAAUUCCAGGUCAAAGCCCCUCUCCAGCCACUCGCCAUCAUUGAGGUUCCAUUUCAGCGAGUAGCUGUGGGUAUUCUGGGUCCUUCUCCGAAAAAGACACCCAGAGGAAAGCAGUACAUACUGACUUUCAUGGAUUUUGCUACCCAAUGGCCAGAAGCAGUAACUCUAAGCAACACGAGGACUAAGUGUGUGUCGGGCACUAACGGACAUUUUUGCCAGGGUAGGUUGGGCCUCCGACAUCCUCACAAAUGCAGGAACUAAUUUCUUGGCAGGAACUAUGGAAAGUCUUUGGGAAGCUCAUGGGGUGAAUCGCUUGGUUGCUACCCCUUACCAUCAUCAAACAAAUGGCAUGGUGGAGAAGUUUAAUGGAACUUUGGGGGCCAUGAUACGUAAAUUCGUAAAUGAGUGCUCCAAUGAUUGGGACCUAGGGUUGCAGUGGUUGCUCUUUGCCUACAGAGCUGUGCCCCAUCCCAGUUUAGGUUUUCACCAUUUGAACUUGUAUAUGAUCACGAGGUUAAGGGGCCAUUCCAGUUGGUGAAGCAGCAAUGGGAGGGAUUUACACCUUCUCCAGGAACUAACAUUCUGGACUUUGUAACCAACCUACAAAACACCCUCUGAACCUCUUUAGCCCUUGCUAAAGAAAACCUAAAGGAUGCUCAAAAAGAGCAAAAAGCCUAGUAUGAUAAACAUGCCAGAGAGCUUUCCUUCAAAGUAGGGGAUCAGGGCAUGGUCUUAAAGGUGCUCCAGGCCCAUAAAAAGCGUUGUGGGAAGGGCCAUUCACGGUCCAAGAGCGCCUGGGAGCUGUUAAUUAUCUCAUAGCAUUCCCCGCCUCAAACCGAAAGCCUAAGGUGUACCAUAUUAAUUCUCUAAAGUCCUUUUAUACCAGAGAAUUAAAUGUUUGUCAGUUUACAGCCCAGGGAGGAGAUGACACUGAGUGGCCUGAACGUGCCUACUACGAAGGGAAAAGUGAUGGUGGCGUGGAAGAGGUGAACCUCUUCAUGACCCUUGGGCGUAUGCAGCGAUACCAGAUCAAGGAGCUGUGCACUAGCUAUGCGCCAACAUUCUCAGCCAUCCCAGGGCUGACUGAACGGGCAUGCCACUCCACUGACACAGGUAAUGCUCACCCAAUUAGAGCCCAACCUUACCAGGUGUCUCCUCAAGCUAAAACUGCUAUAGACUGGGAGAUCCAGGAUAUGCUACAGAUGGAUGUAAUCCGCCCCUCUGGCAGUGCAUGGGCAUCUCCAGUGGUUCUAGUUCCCAAACCAGAUGGGGAGAUACUUUUUUGCAUGGACUACCGUAAGCUAAAUGCUGUAACUCGCCCAGACAACCAUCCAAUGCCACGUACAGAUGAACUAUUGGAGAAACAGGGAUGAGCCCAGUUCAUCUCUACCUUGGAUUUAACCAAGGGGUACUGGCAGGUACCGCUAGAUGAAUCCGCCAAGGAAAGGUCAGCCUUCAUCACACCUGUCGGGCUGUAUGAAUUUAAUGUGCUCCCUUUCGGGCUGCAGAAUGUACCAGCCACCUUUCAAAGACUUGUAGAUGGUCUCCUAGCAGGACUGGGAGAAUAUGCAGUUUCCUACCUUGAUGAUGUGGCCAUAUUUUCGGAUUCCUGGGCAGAUCACCUGGAACAUCUACAAAAAGUCUUCGAGCGCAUAAGGGAGGCAGGACUAACUGUUAAGGCUAAGAAGUGUCAAAUAGGCCUAAACAGAGUGACUUACCUUGGACACCAGGUGGGUCAAGGAACUGUCAACCACCUACAGGCCAAAGUGGCCUGUCCCAAAGUCAAAGAAACAGGUCCAAUCCUUCUUAGGUUUGGCCGGAUAUUACAGGCGAUUUGUACUGCAGUACAGCCAAAUCGCUGCCCCACUGACAGACCUAACCAAAAAGAAAGAGCCAAAUGCAGUUCAGUGGACUGAAGAGUGUCAGAGGGCCUUAAACCAGCUUAAAUCGACACUCAUGUCUGACCCUGUGCUAAGGGCUCCAGACUUUGACAAACCGUUCCUAGUAACCACAGAUGCAUCCGAGCAUGGUGUGGGAGCAGUCUUAAUGCAGGAAGGACCAAAUCAAGAGUUCCGUCCUGUUGUGUUUCUAAGCAAGAAGCUGUCAAUCAGUGAAAAGGAAUGUUACACCAUUGUCUAAGCUCUGGAAAAGCUACACCCAUACGUUUGGGGACGGCAUUUCCACCUGCAAACCGACCAUGCUGUGCUACAGUGGCUUCAUACCGCCAAGGGAAAUAACAAAAAACUUAUUCGGUGGAGUUUAGGUCUCCAAAUUUUUAUUUCAACUUACAACACAUUUUAGGAGCUUCUAACAAAGUGGCUGAUGCAGUCUCCUGUGAAAAUUUCUCAGAAUCAACUGGUUAAAAUCGUCCUUGAGAUGUGGAAAAUAUUGUUGGUAGUCUAUUUAGAGGUGCAUGUGUCUUAUUAACUCUGUUUUCUCCUAGAGCUCCAGGAAAGAAUCACAGCCAGUGUUUCACCCUCUGUGAUUUGGGGGGCGUGUCAUAAAUAUAAAGGGAAGGGUAACCACCUUUCUGUAUACAGUGCUAUAAAAUCUCUCCAGGCUAGAGGCAAAACACUUUCACCUGUAAAGGGUUAAGCUAAGGUAACCUCGCUCGCACCUGACCCAAAAUGGCCAAUGAGAGGACGAGAUACUUUCAGAUCUGGAGGGGGAACAAAGGUGUCUGUCUCUGUGUGAUGCUUUUGCCGGGAACAGAUCAGGAAUGCAGCCUCAGAGCCCCUAUUGAUUAAAAUGGCACAGGAAGAAAUGGAAGUGGAUCUCCAGCCAGCAGUUACUUAUUCUGUGGAGCACCAUGAGGCAUUUCCCACAGAGGCCUCCGGUCAUGCUCUACUGUCACUGCCAUCCAACUCUCCAGUACCCAGUGAUGAGGCAGAAAGCAUUAUGGUUCCUCCUGCUGAUGAGGAAGUCAUUGUGGUCUCUGGUGCUGAUGAAGUAGUGACAGUUGCUGAGUCUGACCCCCAGUUGCAUGCUGCCCCUAGCCUGGAUGGGCUGCAGAGGCUGCAUGGGGCAUUGGAGCUGUUUCAGCUACAGGCUGCACAACAGAUCACACGACAGCCACCAACAAGGAGAACUCGCCGGCGACGAAGAGGUGGUGGAUCCCAGAGGACAAUCAGUACCAGAGCCAGGGCACCACUGGAUAGUUAUUUCAUGGUCAGCAGGACCCAAGGAUCAACCACAGCAGCAUCUCCACCACUGGAGACUUUGCAUCUUCCAGUUGGCAACAGUGGUCACAGCUCAGAGGAGACCCUGGAGCUGAGCAACUCUGACAGCAGCAGCUCCACUGAGGAGGAGGAUGUGGCAGUACCCCGGGAGGCGGCACCCAUAACUGCCAGUUUGGGAGUUUCUGAUCAGGUCCCACCAGAGCAUGAAGGUCGUGAUGCUGAAGAAGCAGAAGUCCAGCACAAACAGAGAACUCCACUAAAGAAACCUGAUGUGACAGUUCCCACUGUACCACUGGAUGAGGAAGAAGGGGACACCUGUGCCAUCUGCUUUGAGCAAUGGACUAAUGCUGGGGAGCACCGGCUCUCAGCAUUGCGGUGUGGACACCUGUUUGGAUAUACUUGCAUCGUAAGGUGGCUUAAGGGACAGGCAGGAAAAUGCCCUCAGUGCAAUAAGAAGGCAAAGCGCUCAGACGUUGUGGUCCUGUAUGCCCGUACUUUGAAAGCACUGGACACCAGCGAACAGGAACGCAUGAAAAGUUCUUUAGAAAAGGAGCAGUUGUUGCGGAGACAGGCGGAAUUGGAAUCCGCACAGAGCCGUCUCCAGUUGCAGGUCUUGACAGAUGAAUGCAGUAAACUUCGCAAGCAGGUCCAGGAGCUGAAAGCACUGAUGGCCCAGCACAGCACUAGCGCCUCUCAGCAACCUGGCAGCUCCCGUUCCUGUUUCCCAGGCUGCGUCUCCUCCAGUCAGAGCCAGCACAAAUACCACUUUGAGAAGGCCUUCCUGGUUUCUCAGUCAGGGAGCUGCCGGGUUAUGGCUUACUGUGACUCACUGAGCUGUCUAGUGGUGUCACAGCCCUCUCCGCAGGCCACACUUAUUCCUGGUUGUGGCUUUAAGAUGAUAAGUGCUGCCAACCUGAAGAGCAGUCAGUACAUUCCCAUCCACAGUAAGCAGAUCCGGGGACUGGCCUUCAGUAAUCGGACAGAUGGCUUGCUGCUGUCUGCUGCUUUGGACCAUACGCUCAAACUUACCAGUUUGACAACAAAUACUGUGGUCCAGACGUACAAUGCCGGCCGCCCUGUCUGGAGCUGCUGCUGGUGCCUUGAUGAUACCAACUAUAUCUAUGCUGGGCUUGUCAAUGGCUCUAUCCUGGUGUAUGAUCUAAGGGACACAAGCUCUCAUGUCCAGGAACUAGCCCCUCAGAAGUCCAGGUGUCCUGUGGUUUCCCUGUCCUACCUGCCCCGAAUGGCCUCCACCACACUGCCAUACGGUGGGGUAAUAGCUGGGACCUUAGAAGGAGGCUGCUUUUGGGAACAGAAGGCCACCAACUCCUACCGGCCUCACCAUCUGCCUCUAGAGUCUGGAGGCUGCAUCGAUAUUCAGACUGAAAUCAGCACUCGGCACUGCCUUGCAACUUACAGGCCUAAUAAGAGCAACAAUUGCCUGCAUUGUGUGGUGAUGGAACUGUCCUGCAGCCAACUGACGGAUGCAUCUGUCGAUAUGGUCUGCUCCUGUCACCCAGUUCAGACAUUCAGUGCUGGGCCCACCUGCAAACUGCUGACCAAAAAUGCCAUCUUUCAGAGUCCAGAAGAGGAUGGCAGCAUCUUGGUGUGCGCUGGCGAUGAGGCCUCAAACUCUGCCAUGGUAUGGGAUGCUGGAAGUGGCUCCUUACGGCAGAAGCUACAAACUGACCUACCUGUGCUGGACAUCUGCCCUUUCACGGUGAACCGCAAUAACUUCCUGGCCACUCUCACUGAGAAGAUGGUGAAGCUCUACAAGUGGGAUUGAAAAAGGCUCUGUAAGCCUUCCGCAGAGAGGAGCUUCCAAAAUGUGCUGUUAACAAACUACCAAUUCCAACAAAUUCUCUGCUGUCCCACCACAACAGCACAACCCCAGGCUCUGCUUUCCUGCCUGAAUUGUUUAUGGGACAGGAACUGCCACGGCAUCUCUCAUGUUGGUGCAUUCAGGAACUGGAGCACUGGUGUUUUGUCUUUUCUCCCCACCCUAAUUUGUAUCUGUCCUUAUUCCUUCAGUUGAUCCCAAGGUCAGUUUUUUCUAUUCUCAGGCAAACUGGCAGCCUGCCUCAAUGCAGUGCUCACUCUUGGCCUGUCUCCAGCUGCACAGUGUUAUAACUCUCUCUCUCUUCCCCACCCCCACCCAGCAUUAACACAGUGCUGGGACUUGCAAACCACUUCAUAGAAUGACCCAAAGGAAAGGAAUUUCUGAGACUCCCCCUGUACUUUGCAGUCCACCUCCCCUUGCUCCAUGAUGAAAGGGGCUUUAAGUAGCAGUUUGGCUGCUACCUUGUACUUAGAUGGGCAUUUUCCCAGGAAUGUUGUGGACAUGUCCUGUAAAGGACUUACUCAGCUGUUCCUAUGCGCUUUUUGAGGCUUCUGGGCAAAACAAGCUUGGUGGGGCUUUUCCAUCAAUCAGGUAAAGCCAACUCUAUGCCAUUAGUCUUUGCCAUGGAGAAGAUAGUUUUGGGACUGGAGUGAGAACACUUCUCUUCUGCAUUUUCAUAUGCAUAUAGUAUGAACCUUGCCUCCUCUUUAGGCGCAGCCCAGUCCAAACAUCGUAGAACUGUCUUUUGUCUGGAGAAAGUUGGCAAUAGGGUGGGGUGGGGAGACUUUUGUGCAGUUUGAUGCUAGUUGCAAUUCAUGUUAACCUUGCCUAAGGCUCAGGUGGCUGAACAGCAUUUGAAUUGAAAAGGAAGAAAGAGAAAAUGUUGGCUGCUUUGUACCAAAUGUAAUAAAAACUGUUGGAUUUCCUGAGGUUUGAUUCACCAGAGGGUCACAGAGUGGUCCCCGUCAUCCUUGUCUGUGGCACAAUUCUUCACAUCCUAGAUGUGAGUCUGAACCAGAAUUCCCCAUAAAGAGUUGGUGGGGUGGGGGGUGAGCCAAGGGUUUGAGUGCCAAGUAUGCAGACUGAUUCUCAGCCCACAUGUGUUCCUGUGAGUAAGGACAUUUCAUUUUCUGACUUGAAAUGUAAAUCAUGUUCAUCCCCAUGUUUGUAUUUGCCAAAGACAAACUAUCAAGAAUGUUACACAAGUUGCAAGACAGUUUCCCUGCAUGGGGAACCUGUCCCUGGGCACUGUUCCUUGCAUGAAGCCUGUGUAAACGGCAUCUUUUCUGUUACCAGAUCCAGGGUGUCGCUAAUUAAAUCCACAGAACAACUUUCCUUUCUAAAACUUGCAGGGAUAUGAAUAUUCUUUGAGUCUUCUCUUUAAAAACAAGAUAAUGUAAAAUAUACACAUCUCCAUUUAAUUGUAUCUAUUUUUGUGUGAUAUUUUGUUCCUCUCUUUUUAUGUGAUGUGAAAAAUAAAGCAUUUAUCAUU